UCCUGAAAGGGAUGCUAGUGGGGUUAUUCCGGCCAGGGAGCAGAGACGGCGAGGUUGUCCCGUAUGUCACCGGGGCUGUUAGGUGGUUCAUCACGGCAGGAGCGGGCGAUUCGCAUAUUUACCCGCGGCGACCUGGGAAACACCGGCUGUACUGAAUGAUCAAGACCAUUUAAAGCAGCUUUAGUGCUGUGAUAUGCACAGAGACGAACUCGGAAUCGUAUCCUGUAAGAAAUUACUUUAAUAUUUGCUUGAAUGUACGGUGCGCUCCCGACAGCAUCUUCGUCAUCAUUAGCGGUAUAUGUGUACAGUGUGACUAAAAGCUGCUGGGAUACGCGUCGCAGGUCGCCUGCAUAAAGCAAGUCGCUCCGGAAUAAGGGUAUUUCAAUCCGAUGGAAGGUUUAGCGCUUUACCUAUGGGUUUACCUAUCGCUUCUGGUUCUGGUUCUGUCCAGCGAGGCCAAAGGCCCGCCUCGGAUCAGCCGUCCGGUGGAAGAGAAGCAUGUCGUCCGGUUGGGACACACCGUGCGCCUGCCCUGCCCUGUGGAUGGAGACCCCCCACCCCUGGUACUCUGGGUGAAGGAUGGUCGCAAUGUGAACCGGGGCUGGGGCCGCUACCGCAUCCUGAGACGGAGCCUGAAGAUCAGCCAGACAGAGGCCGCCGACGCGGGCAUGUACGUGUGCCGCGCCACCAACGGCUUCGGAAGCCUGGCGCUCAACUACACCCUGGUCAUAGUCGGCGACUCCGCAGACACCCAGGCCAGCCCAUUAGAGCCCAGCAUCGAGCUCCCGCAGCCGGGCCCCACGCAGCAGCCCCUGGUGAAACCGCGCUUCAGCCUACCCGCCAAGAUGCGCCGGCGAGUCCUGGAGCAGCCGGUGGGCUCCUCGGUACGACUCAAGUGCCCGGCCACUGGAAAUCCGGAGCCCGUCAUAACGUGGUGGAAGGACCAGACCCGGCUAGCAGGUCCCCGCCCGGGCCGCCGGCCGCAGUGGACCCUCACGUUGAAGAACCUGCAACCACAAGACAGCGCUAAGUACACCUGCCACGUCUCCAACGCGGCCGGGAACAUCAACGCCACGUAUAAAGUGGACGUCAUUGAACGUACCAAUUCCAAGCCCAUGUUGACAGGCACCCACCCGGUCAACACUACAGUGGACUACGGGGGUACUGCCUCCUUCCAGUGCAAAGUGCACAGCGACGUCAAGCCUGUCAUCCAGUGGCUCAAGAGGGUGGACCCAGGCAUGGAGGGGGGCCACAACUCCACGCUGGAGGUCGGGGGGCAGCACUUCAUGGUUCUGCCCAUGGGGGAGGUGUGGUCUCGGCCCGAUGGGUCCUACCUGAACAAAUUGGCCAUCGUCAAAGCACGUGACGAGGACGCUGGGAUGUACAUCUGCCUGGGCGCCAAUACGAUGGGCUACAGCUUCCGCAGUGCCUACUUAACCGUGCGGCCGGACCCCCAGGUGGAGAAUACGGUGACCCCCCCACACCUGAGCUCCGGGCUGCCCUGGCCGCUCAUCAUCGGCAUCCCUGCGGCCGCCCUCCUCAUGGUGGGCACCAUCGUGCUCUGGCUCUGCCACACCCGCCGUCACCACGGCAACCUGCCGCCGCGUGGUCCUGCCCCCCGUUCACCGGGACAAGGACCCCAUGGGCUGCGCGGACCAGACUACCCAAACCAGAGACUGUUGGGUGUGGGGUCCGCCAUACCGGGGGGGGCCCCCAAGGUCUACUCCAGAGUGUACACUGACAUGCACACCCACACGCACACACACACGCACUCCCACGCCCACACGGAUGGCAAGGUGCACCAGCAUUUCCACUACCAGUGUUAACCCUGCCCACCCCUUGACCUCACCCUCACACCUCUGCUGUCCCUCUGACCCCUGACCUCAUGAUGGGUGGAGCUCAGGACAGCCCGCCCGGUCCUGCAAGUCUGACCAGGACCUGAACGGACACCUAAAGGGUCACACCCUGAGAGGUCAGUUGGGGGUUAGGCUGCUUCCUGUGUUGAUGAAUCCAAACAGAAAGUUUUGAGUUGUCUCAGGGCUGGGAUACAUUCUCGCAAGUGCUUGAUUCUGACGUGUUAUUUUUCCCCCAGAAUUGCACCAAACCCAGGAGCUGAAUGAAAUGUUUAGUUUCUUUGUGCCUCACAGACAAUCGGUGCCCUUGAUGCAGAAAUGUUCUAUUAAUUGUUCUUGUUACGAAAAAAGCUGUGUGUGUCUAAAUCAGGUUCGUGCAUUAAAUGCCACGUAAAGUGUUUUGUAAUCUGGAAGCUGUGACUGCGAUCGGUCCCUUCACCUGUUCAUGGUGGGGUGCUGGGGGGUGGCACCUAAACAGGGGAACGAGGAAGCAGGACGGAGCCUUUGAUUCUAACCCCCCCCCCCCCCCCCCAGAAGUUUCCAGAUGUACCCAGUUGUGUCUGAUAAAUGCAGUAUUACCAAAUUGCAUAUUCUGUGACUGAAGUGCCAUUUUCUCACACGUUAAAGGUAUAUAAAACUGUAUGAUAUACAAUUCUUAUUAGAUUUGUAUUUUAUUUAAAGUUUUGGGACAUAUUGUAUUUUUAUAUCUGCUGUUAUUAGAUAUCAGUCUAUUUUGUUGUCUUUGUUUUUUCAGAAAUAGGAAACGGAUAUGACCAUGGGUGUAAAUUAUGGGGAGAUGGGGGGGUUGUAACCAAAACCAACCAAUACAACCCCGUGGACUCCCUUAAAUGGGUGGAGACCUCAACCCCUCCCCCCAACACUCAACCCAAAGCUAUGCCCUUGGAUAUGACAGUGAUGUCUGUCAUUUUGUUUAAAAACAACUUUUCUGGACCAAAGUCUGAUGUUACAGCUGUAAAAACUGAGCGGUGAAUAAGAUGUGAAAUUAACGGACAUUUUUAUGCCGUUAAAGGUUAUUUAUUGUGUUUGAGAGUCGCUGUAUGUCGCGUUCAUGCUCAGUACUUCUUACCUGCAGUCUGCUUUAGGUUCAGAAGUCUGUCACGGGCAUUAAAGCCUCUCAGAGGCUCUUGAUGUUACUAAUGGCUUGUAGCACAAUCCCACCAAGAAACACACUGUUUGUCUCUCAGCAUUGCACAUGAGAUAUUUUUCUAAUAAAAAUCUUUUUUAUUUCC
This is a messenger RNA of Brienomyrus brachyistius, 3103 nucleotides long. It is a transcript of the gene fgfrl1b, whose product is annotated as fibroblast growth factor receptor like 1b. The record is from RefSeq and is a predicted model, not a curated record. Lineage: Eukaryota; Metazoa; Chordata; Actinopteri; Osteoglossiformes; Mormyridae. Gene Ontology annotation, cellular component: plasma membrane. Gene Ontology annotation, molecular function: fibroblast growth factor binding; fibroblast growth factor receptor activity.